Messenger RNA from Penicillium verhagenii, 1494 nucleotides. RefSeq lists its product as uncharacterized. Gene Ontology annotation, cellular component: membrane. Lineage: Eukaryota; Fungi; Ascomycota; Eurotiomycetes; Eurotiales; Aspergillaceae. The coding region runs from base 1 to 1494 and encodes 497 amino acids. The record is from RefSeq and is a predicted model, not a curated record. The transcript has 2 exons.
AUGUCUGCAGAACCUACCGUGGAGGACGCUCCCGCCAUCUCCUUGGUGGAUAACACUGUCCCUUCGCAACAACUACCAGGAGGAGAGCCCUCUCGACAAACCUCUAAACGCGCCCAUAAAGGCGGAUUGUCAAAACAUAUAAGCCGCACAACAGUUUCAGACCAACUAGCAAAGCGCAGAUACGCGAAAUGGCAACCUGAGAGGCUCGGUCUCUCGACAGACACCGACACAUCUCCUAGCAGGGAGUCGUCGCAAGUUCGAGGAUCAGUCUCAGCAGAGAGCUCAACGGGACGAACAAACACAAACGAGCCAGGCACGCCGGUACAACCGGACUAUGCAACAGAAAUAACCCAUGUUGACACUGCGGACUUUGCCCUUUCCCAAACUCGAAGCGCCACGAAUGAUACCGUGCAAUCAAGCGGAGAAGCAGGCCAACAGCCUCAAUCCGAUUCCGAAAUAACCCCCAAACCCCACACCGAGCUAGAUAUUUUAUACGAGAACCAGCGUGGCUGGUUCUUUUUUGGCAUCCCACUCUACUCUCACAGCUCCCUUCUCAACUUCGAUCCUAGCGCCUGGAUGACACAAGACAAGCGAGCUAGCCCCGUCAAUAUCACCAAUGCACAGGUCCCGGAUCCCAGCUGGGAAUGGGCGUGGCGGACGUGGUAUGUAGAUAUGUCAGGCGAUGUCGAUGAACAGGGAUGGCAAUAUUCGCUCUCGUUCGGCUCGUCCCAGUGGCAUGGUACGCAUCCGUGGUUUCACUCAUAUGUCCGGCGGAGACGGUGGAUUCGCCUACGACAAAAGAUCCCCGAGAGGCGGUACCGUGGACGCUCAGAGUUCGAGAAGGCGCAUAUGUUAACUGAGGACUACUUCACUAUCCAUUCUUCCAAGGUGAGGAGUCGUGAGCAAAGUCUUGCGCGAUUUUCGACGGUUGAGUCAGGCUAUCUGAGUCGGGUGAACACUACUUUGGACGAGGAAGAGCAUAUUGAUGAGAUUGGAGAUAUUCCUUCUCUCAUGUAUGCGUUGAAACUGGCAUCCAUUGAUCGAGAGAGGAUCGAUGUGUUGAAGCGAUUUGUCGAGCAAGGAGGAGAGGAACUAUAUUAUCUCAAUGAUAAGGUUCCAGAGAUCAUGCCCAUGUUUCUAUUUCAAGCAUCACGGUGGCAGUUCGUGACAUAUAUCCUGGGUGUCAUUCACCAGCUAUCCAAACCAGCCGAUCCUUCAGAGCAAAGGGAUGCGGACAAGAUACAACGCAAAAAAGAAAACCUUAUUCGGGUGGUCGAGAGCGCCAAACAACAUGUUACCGGGCCAGAGGUCUUCACCGAUAUCGCCGGGGACUCGGCAUCUGAGCUACUUGAUUUAACACCUGUCUCUCGGCAUAACACUUUGCUGUCUAAGCGAGCGCAGAUCUCCGAUGAACCAUUGCGCGUAAUGAAAGAGAAGGAGAUUGUGGGAAUCCCAAAGGCCGCGCAAAUUGGCCAUGAAUGGCACAUCUAUUAA